AUGCCGUAUCUGACCCUUCUCUUGCUAGCCCUGUCGGGCUGCCACUACGCCAAGUCCCAAACAGAGUGCCAAGAUCCCGUCUACUGCCAAGGACGGCUCUUAGACACCAUCCAAACGGCCGGGAUUUACAACGACUCGAAACAGUUCGUCGACAUGGUGCAGAAGAACUCCCAAAACGUCACGCUGGCCAAUUUCGCGGCGUUGGUAGCGCGGACGGGCGCCCGGCCGUCGAAGGAGGACCUCGAGCAAUUCGUCCAAGAGAACUUCGAUUCGGAGGGCGAGCUCGAGCCGUGGACGCCCCCGGAUCUCAACGACAACCCGGCGUUCUUGAACAGGAUUAAAGACGGCGACGUUCGAUCGUUCGCCAAGGCCUUAAUUAAAAUCUGGCCCACCUUAGGCAGGAGAGUCAAAGAGUACGUUAACAAAGAACAGGACCGGCAUUCGAUUAUUCCUCUGCCGAACGGGUUCAUUAUACCCGGGGGUCGGUUCUCCGAAGCGUAUUACUGGGAUACCUACUGGAUAAUUAAAGGUUUGCUCCUGGGAGAGAUGACUGAAACAGUCCGUGGGAUUUUGGAAAAUUUCGUGUCGCUCAUACAGAGAUUCGGUUUUAUUCCCAACGGGAGUAGGGUGUAUUACUUGAACAGAUCCCAACCGCCACUGUUCGCUCCGAUGGUGAAACUUUACAUUGACAGCACGAAAAAUAUCACUUGGCUAAAGAAAAACAUCCAAUUUAUCGAGCAGGAGAUAGAGUGGUGGUUAGAAAACAGGACGGUUAAAAUAAGAAAGUGCGGAAAAACGUACAAGCUGGCUCAAUUUAGAGUGCAAAGUGGAAUUCCUAGAGCCGAAUCUUAUAGAGAAGACGUUGAAACUUGCAAACCUUUUGAAAAUUCAGAAAAGGAAAGGUGCUACAACGAAAUCAAAGCCGCAGCGGAAUCAGGCUGGGAUUUUUCCUCCAGGUGGCUAUUCAACCAAAACGGUUCAAUCAGCACGAAUUUAACCACCAUCAGAACCAGUGAAUUAGCUCAAGUCGACCUUAACGCAUUCCUCUGCCUCGCCAUUAAAGACCUCUCAAACUUCUACCAAUUAAUUGGCGACAAGAAAAAAUCAUCCGAAUGGGCCGCCGUAGGGGAAACCUGGACCCAAGCCAUAGAAGCCGUUUUAUACAACAAGCAAGACGCCAUGUGGUACGAUUGGGACAUUCACCGCAAACAGCACAGGAAAGCCUUCUACCCCAGCAACUUUGCCCCUCUCUGGGCCGACGUAAUAGACCCAUCGCAGAAAGAAACCUACGGCAAAAACGCCGUGAAAUACUUGAACAAAAAUAAAAUCACCCAAUACUUGGGCGGCAUACCCACGUCUCUGCUGAAAAGCGGGCAGCAAUGGGACUGUCCCAACGCUUGGCCUCCCCUGCAAGACCUCGUCGUGCGAGGAUUGAGAAAUACCGGAAAUAGCGAGGCAAUUAAACUUUCAAAAACUCUCGCCACUAACGUUGUAAAAGCGUACAUGAUAGGCUAUGACAAAACCGAAGAGAUGUUCGAAAAAUACGAUGCAGUUAAAGUUGGAGAGUACGGAGGUGGAGGAGAGUACGUGGUGCAGACCGGUUUCGGUUGGACCAACGGAAUAGCACUUGAAUUUAUAAAUAGUUAUUUCACAUCAUAAACGUAG
Messenger RNA from Phyllotreta striolata, 1665 nucleotides. NCBI's taxonomy places the organism in Eukaryota, Metazoa, Arthropoda, Insecta, Coleoptera, Chrysomelidae. The record is from the annotation of a GenBank genome assembly.